Molecule: messenger RNA, 279 nt
Organism: Racocetra persica
Lineage: Eukaryota; Fungi; Glomeromycota; Glomeromycetes; Diversisporales; Gigasporaceae
Source: the annotation of a GenBank genome assembly
GAUUGUCUAGACAACCAAUACUAUAGCUAUAAUGAAUUUAGUCACAUCAAAAUUAACAAAGACCAAAUAGAAGAAAGAAGAAUGACCUACCAUAGUAGAAGAAGAACCCAUCAUUGUUGUAAUUGUUGCAUCCCUCAACAACCUGACAAACUAUACAAAUUAGAAGAAAAACUUGCUUGUAUUGCUUGUUACAAAACAUACUAUGAAGCCCUUGAUUCAGAAAACCCCAGAAGCCAGGAAUAUUAUAAUACAGAACUUGAUAGAGGAACUCUUGUCUGA